AUGGCUCUGCUCCCAGAGACGAUCGGGGUACACCAUGGCGGAUCCCAGGUGUGGAUAGGCCCAUCUACCGCGCAGCAGACUGAGGUGGGCUUGUUGGCCGCAUGCUUUGUGUGCUGCGUCAGUUGGCUGAACAGCCGAAACACCCUGCUCCACGUAGCCAUAGUGGAGAACGCAUUCCUGAUUCUCUUCCAGUACUCCGUGCAGAAAUUUCUCCGAGACAUACUGGUUGACUACAGCUUGAUUUUGUACAACGUUGGUCCGGACCGUGGUUGCCAAGAACAAGCUUCGACAGAGUUUGUCUGGACAUUCCAAGCAUCUCUCUCUGAAUGGUGUUACAACGAGCAUUGGUAUCGCCCGGCCUAUUUAGUGGCCGCGCUCAAUGUGGGCUGCUUCGCAAUUGUGGCUGUGCUUUGGCUUCUGCCGGUCUGCGCCGUCAUUCGCGAAUUUGGUGUGUGUUCACACAGAAUCAAUACAGGAUCCUACCUCGGGUUGAUGUUCAAGGUUCGUGAGAGCACCUGCUACCGCAUUUUAAGCAGAAUUCUGGAGGCCCUGGCAUUGGUGUCCAUGGGGGCUCUACUUUUCGUUGCCUACCUCCACAACCGUCUCGUUUGGUCGAUUCAGCACAAGUUCGUGAAUGCGUUGGUUAUCGUGGUCAGCAUGAAGAACUUCACGCGCCAAGACAAGCCAUCGAUUGUGCUUGACAGCGAGUCUUUUGAGGCACUCAAGUUUCCAGGCGCUUUGCCGCUGCCGAGCAACUUCAUUGCAAUGAGGCUGCAAGACGCUUUGGUGGAGGCUGAGGUCGUCGAUGCUUUUGCGGACGGCGACGACCUCGAGGACUCCAUUUCCAGAAAGAAACCGAUGCUCGAGGCUAUCCUGCGGACUGAAGACCCAGCAGAGCUCAUUAAUGUUCAAAAUUGCCUGAAGGGCUGCACGAACAGACGGCGCAGAUCCACUCCCACUUUGCCUUCAGACAAAAGCAUCGAGCCCCUGUGCCACAUGGAAACAGAAUAG
This is a messenger RNA of Symbiodinium natans, 1011 nucleotides long. NCBI's taxonomy places the organism in Eukaryota, Dinophyceae, Suessiales, Symbiodiniaceae. The record is from the annotation of a GenBank genome assembly.